Molecule: messenger RNA, 982 nt
Organism: Helicoverpa zea (corn earworm)
Lineage: Eukaryota; Metazoa; Arthropoda; Insecta; Lepidoptera; Noctuidae
Gene: mRpL2
Product: 39S ribosomal protein L2, mitochondrial
Exons: 6
Coding region: 59-946 (295 amino acids)
Biological process (GO): cytoplasmic translation
Cellular component (GO): ribosome
Molecular function (GO): structural constituent of ribosome; RNA binding
Source: RefSeq, a predicted model, not a curated record
GUUAUGUUAUUUAUCCUCAUCACAAUUUUAUCGAAUUAGUUAUAAGUAAAUAAUAAUUAUGGCGUUAAAUAGAUUAUUUGCCAGUUUAGCUAUCACACCCAGUUUAAUUAGUAGGAGGUCCAUUCAUGUGGCAGCCGUAAAUUUUGCCAGUAAGCCACCAAUUGAUAAACCAAAACCAGGUUUAGGCAAGGCUUACAGAAGAAUUGUACAUUUUCCUGAGGAAUAUACUGUUAAGCCUCUAGAAGUUACAAACCUUGCUGGCAGAGACCCCGAAACUGGCAGAGUUAUUGCCAAGGGUAUCGGCGGCGGUAUCAAACAGAAGUACCACUGGAUUGAUUGGGUCAGAGAUGGACCCACUGAAGGACCUCCUCAGGAAGAAAAAGUUAUUCAGGUAAUGGAAGAUGGUUGCAGAACAGCCCACAUAGCUUUGGUAGCUGUUGGUGACAGACUGAAAUAUAUUUUGGCUACCAUAAAUAUGAAAGCAGGAGAUAUUCUCAAGUCUUCCCGAGAAUUGCCCAGGAUACCUGUUAGAGCAAAUGAGGGAGAUGCUUAUGUAUUGGGUGCACUACCAACUGGAACCAUUGUACACUGCAUUGAAAAAGAACCAGGUCAAGGCGGUCUUUAUAUUCAUGCUGCAGGUACCUUCGGAACAAUUCUACGCAGACAAGAUGACCGCAUAAUAGUUCAAAUGCCAUCCAAGAGGUUGUUCAGUUUUAAUCAACACUGCAUGGCGGUAGUUGGUCGCCUAUCAAACCAAGACCAUGGUGAUACACCAAUUGGUUCUCCACAACGGAACAGAUGGCUUGGUAACAGACCACGGUCUGGCCUGUGGCAGAGAAAGUCCGGCCGACACGGAAGAAAGAUCAAACCACCGAAGCCUGUGAAAGAAAUCCACUUACCAGCCAAAAAGGCAUUGCCAGCCAUCCGAAUGACAAUGGCACCCUAAUGUAAAUUAUUGUAGAAAUAAAGAUAAUGAUAGUUA